AUGUCGACGAUUCAGAAAGUGAGGGAAAAGAACGAGGUUUCCACGAAAAAUGUUAUUUCCCAAGACCAGUCCCAGAAACUUGUUCAAACAAUGAUAACAAUGUGUUUUGGUUGUUUAGCAUUCCUCAGAGGGUUAUUCCCCGAUGACAACUUUGUUGACCAAAAGUUUGUUCCGGAAAAAUGUACCAAGGAUUACGACAAGAAUAGCGCCUCAAGUAUUAGAAUUAAGACUUUGGUAAGAGACAAGAGCGACGAGGCAAACUUGUUUUUAGAUUGGUUGGAGAAUGGAGUUUUCCAAACCUUGAGGAAAGGCUAUUUGAAAGCAAUUUCGUUAGGUGUUUUCAUUGAUGAGAGUAAUCCAAACGACUUGAUUGAGACGUACUUGUUUUCUUUUGAUUAUUCGCAUGAUUCAAUCACUAUCAAUAUCAAUGGCCAAGCUGAUAAAGUAUCAUUAUUAGAUUCACGCAAGAUGGUCCAGCAAUUGAUGAGAAGAUUUAUCAUAAUUACACAGUCGCUAGAUCCCUUACCUGAGAAAAGGUUUUUAACAAUGAGAUUGUUGUUCAAUGACUUGGCGCCGAAGGAGUACCAACCACAGUUAUUCAAAGACGCUACAAAGGAUCCAAAAACAAUUAUCACUGUACCUCAAGAAAAUGGACUAGAUACUUUCUCUGUGGGAUCUUUGAACACAUCGGUUCAUAAAGUUGGCAUAAAAGUGCUUUCUUUGGCGGAUAACACAAUCCAAGAGCAACUUGCUUCCGGGAUUACAACGCAGCUUGAUCCCUUUGAUCUAUUAAAUGAUAAUAUCGAGCUACCGCAGGAUACACCCUUUAAUAGUCAGGUUAACGAGCCAAGUCAAACGACAACGAUGUUACAGAAAUAUCUGAGAUCAUCACCAGCCAAUUUCCAUCCCACGCAAGCAAUUCCUGGUGAUUUAACUCUCAAUCAAAAUGAUACGAAUUUCCAAGGUACCGUUUCGCAAAAACUGAAACAUAUUAGAUGCCUCAGGUGUAAAAAAAUGGUACCAGCUGUCUGUUAUGGUAACCAUGCCGGAUCUUCAAUUCCAGUUUGUAUCGAGUGUUUGAACAACAAUAGGAUUGAUAUGAAUUCUGUUACGAUGCAAAGAUUCAUCAUGACAAGGAAAAUAUACAGAUACAUGGCAAAGAAGCCCGAUUUUCCUAAGUCUAUCUCUGAAUUCUACUCUAUAUUUUACGGAGAUUCUGCUACUGAUUUCGAUAAGCAGAGAAUUGAUGAUGCUUUGUCCGUAUUGUUGAUGGACGAAGUUUUCGUUGUGGAGCCGGAUGUAAGAGUCAGCUCCACUGGAACCCAGUUGAGAUCAUCAGGUUAUAUCAAUGUGGAUUCUAACUCAAUUUUUUACCCGAAAGGAACUCUUCCAAAGGGUACGUGUGCAUGGACAUUCGUUCUCCGUGCUUCAAAGGCCCGUCCAUUUUAUACCGAACCAUACGCAAAGACCGAGGCGCAGUUACAAAAAUUACUAGAACAGUGCGAAAACACUUUUAAAAACUUGAAAAAACUUUCUGUUGAUGACUCCUUAACAUUACACGAAUUGAGUAUUAAUGAUACUACUAAUAGUAUGGGCUACCAGGGGAAAUCAAAGAAAAGGGUCCAUAGUGACAAUGAGAAUGACUACAUUUCUCCAGAAAAGUCUUAUCUUGACACGCAAAACUGCCAUGCAGAUAAAGUGAGAAGAAUCAGCGUUUCUAAAAAGACAUUGAAAAGCGCUUGGUAA
This is a messenger RNA of Kluyveromyces lactis, 1746 nucleotides long. It is a transcript of the gene HOP1, whose product is annotated as Hop1p. The transcript has a single exon. Gene Ontology annotation, cellular component: nucleus. Gene Ontology annotation, molecular function: four-way junction DNA binding. Gene Ontology annotation, biological process: meiotic recombination checkpoint signaling; synaptonemal complex assembly; homologous chromosome pairing at meiosis. The coding region runs from base 1 to 1746 and encodes 581 amino acids. NCBI's taxonomy places the organism in Eukaryota, Fungi, Ascomycota, Saccharomycetes, Saccharomycetales, Saccharomycetaceae. The record is from RefSeq and is a predicted model, not a curated record.